Oncorhynchus mykiss (rainbow trout) is the source of this 1053-nucleotide messenger RNA. NCBI's taxonomy places the organism in Eukaryota, Metazoa, Chordata, Actinopteri, Salmoniformes, Salmonidae. The record is from RefSeq and is a predicted model, not a curated record.
ACAGACUGGGUGAUGGGCACCUCCAACCAGGCUGCUGAUGACGAUAUCAAGUGUCUGACCAGAGACCUGGACAGUAUGGAGGCGGUGGUGUCUGUUAGCUGGCCUGCCUCUUCAGCCAGAGGAGGGAGACGGGGUGGAGCUGAUGGAGGCCAAGUCCCAGCUCUUCCUCAAGUACUUUACCCUGUUCAUGAACCUGCUGAAUGACUGCAGUGAGGUGGAGGAUGAUGGCCAGCCGGUGGUUGGGAGGAAGAGGGGCAUGUCUCGACGCCUGGCCUCCCUCAGACACUGUACUGUCCUGGCCAUGUCCAACCUCCUCAACGCCAACGUGGACAGCGGACUCAUGCAUUCUAUCGGUUUGGGCUACCAUAAGGACCUGCAGACACGGGCCACCUUCAUGGAGGUUCUGACUAAGAUCCUCCAGCAGGGGACAGAGUUUGACACACUGGCAGAGACGGUGCUGGCAGACCGCUUUGAAAGGCUGGUGGAGCUGGUCACCAUGAUGGGAGACCAGGGAGAGCUGCCCAUCGCCAUGGCACUGGCCAAUGUGGUGCCAGGAUCCCAAUGGGACGAGCUGGCCCGUGUGUUGGUGACACUGUUUGACUCUCGCCACCUGCUGUAUCAGCUGCUGUGGAAUAUGUUCUCCAAGGAGGUAGAGCUGGCUGACUCCAUGCAGACUCUCUUCAGAGGCAACAGUCUGGCCAGUAAAAUCAUGACCUUCUGUUUCAAGGUUUACGGGGCGGCGUACCUACAGAAGCUCCUGGAGCCUCUACUUAAAGGGGUCGUCACCACCCCAGAGUGGCACAACAUCAGCUUUGAGGUGGACACAACCAGGUCGGAACAUUAACCGGAAGCAUUCCACCAGUUAGACUGUGGUAGCCUGGUGUGGUGGUAAAGGAUAGCAUGUCGAUUUGAGCAAUUUUGGGGGGUAACCUUUUUAAAUGGACGUUACCUAGGCAAUCCUGACUUUUUUAUUUUUAUUUUUAUUUUUUAAACUCUGUUUAUUAAGUUUUGAACAUACACACACACAGACAAGACAAAGCAAUAUAAAUAAUA